Entelurus aequoreus (snake pipefish) is the source of this 4657-nucleotide messenger RNA. RefSeq names its product synaptotagmin-2 (gene syt2b). The record is from RefSeq and is a predicted model, not a curated record. NCBI's taxonomy places the organism in Eukaryota, Metazoa, Chordata, Actinopteri, Syngnathiformes, Syngnathidae. The transcript is spliced from 7 exons. Gene Ontology annotation, biological process: regulation of calcium ion-dependent exocytosis; cellular response to calcium ion; calcium ion-regulated exocytosis of neurotransmitter. Gene Ontology annotation, cellular component: dense core granule; axon; synaptic vesicle membrane. Gene Ontology annotation, molecular function: phosphatidylserine binding; clathrin binding; syntaxin binding. Bases 632 to 1705 code for a protein of 357 amino acids.
CUAAAAAACACCUCCCUAGGGAGGCGUUCGGGUGGCAUCCUGACCAGAUGCCCAAACCACCUCAUCUGGCUCCUCUCCACGUGGAGGAGCAGUGGUUUUAAAUUGAGCUCCUCCCGGAUGACAGAGCUUCUUACCCUAUCUCUAAGGGUAUCCAUGCACCCCGGUGGAGGAAACUUAUUACGGCCGCUCGUACCCGUGAUCUUGUCCAUAACCCAAAGCUCAUGACCAUAAAUGAGGAUGGGAACGUAGAUCGACCGGUAAAUUGAGAUCUUUGCCUUCUGGCUCAGCUCCUUCUUCACCACAACGGAUCGAUACAGCGUCCGCAUUACUGAAGACGUUGCACCGAUCCGCCUGUCGAUCUCACGUUCCACUCCUCCCUCACCCGAGAACAAGACUCCGAGGUACUUGAACUCCUCCACUUGGGGCAAGAUCUCUUCUCCAACCUGGAGAUGGCACUCCAACCUUUUCCCGGGCGAAAAAGGGUUAAAUUAACCAACUCAUUUGACAAAUGAGUUGGUUAACUUGAGACCUUAAAGACUGACUCCCUCCCAGAUUGGUGGGCUCUCUUUGAUUAAAGCGAUGAAUUAGCGUCGACAGUGCAAACCAGAUAAAUGUGUCAUUCUUCACCACCAUGGCGUGUGCGGCGACUGCCCAUCUUUUGUGUUUGCUGUGUCGUGAGUUGAAUCUCUUCCUCACUCUGCUCUCCUUCCUGUUUUCUGGCUUUGUGUCUGUCUUGUGUUUCUUGACCGUGGUGGACUCCCGCUCUACGAAACCUCAGGAUGACGACGAUGACGAGGGAGAGACGGGACUUACGGAGGAGGAGAAGGAGGAAGAGGAGAAGGAGCAGGAGAAGCUGGGGAAGCUGCAAUAUUCCAUCGACUACGACUUUGAGAAUACUAAGCUCACCGUCGGCAUCCUCCAAGCUGCAGACCUCAUAUCCAUGGAUUCGGGGGGAACCUCUGACCCGUACGUGAAAGUCCUGCUAUUUCCUGACAAGAAGAAGAAGUAUGACACCAAGGUCCACAAGAAAACUCUCAACCCGGUCUUCAACGAGACGUUUGUCUUCAAGGUACCCUAUGAGGAGCUCGGCGGGAAAACUUUGGUGAUGUCCGUUUAUGACUACGAUCGCUUUUCGAAACAUGACGUCAUCGGAGAGGUGAAGAUCCCCAUGAACACCAUCGACCUCGGGAGGCCCAUUGAGGAGUGGCGGGAUCUGGAGAGCGCAGACCAAGAGGAGCCUGAGAAACUCGGGGACAUCUGCAUCUCCCUCCGCUACGUCCCCACUGCUGGUAAACUCACCGUUUGCAUCCUGGAGGCCAAGAACCUGAAGAAGAUGGAUGCCUGUGGAUUGUCCGAUCCCUAUGUGAAGAUCCAGCUGCUGCAGGGCGGUAAACGUCUGAAGAAGAAGAAGACCACGGUGAAGAAGAACACCCUCAAUCCGUACUACAAUGAAUCCUUUAGCUUUGAAAUACCACUGGAACAGAUGCAGAAAAUCCUCGUGGCAGUCACAGUGUUUGACUAUGACAAGAUCGGCAAGAACGACGCCAUCGGCAAGAUCUUUGUGGGCAGCAAGGCAAACGGCCUCGGUCUCAAGCACUGGUCCGACAUGCUGACCAACCCGCGCCGCCCCAUCGCCCAGUGGCAUGCUUUACAGCCGGAGGAAGACAUCGACGGUCAGCUGGCCUCCUUGGCGGCCAAGAAGUAACCCGGUCGCACCUUCUUACUAAAACAUUGCAUGACAUAACCCAAGACCACUUUGCCAAAAAAACUGACUCAAUAGAAAAUCAUCCAGUUGGACACACAUGCUUACCGACAGACUGAAUGGUGGUCUUUCUUUCCAGACUGAGCUCAGCUUUUAGUUUAGUCAAAAGAGCAUGGUUCACCCCGCCUACUAACUACCCCCAUAAUAGAUGUGCUAAAACAACAGCAAUAAAAAGCAAUUUGUUUUGGUCCUUUUUCUUUUAAACAAAAACAAAUAGCUUUAGAAAUCCCGAUUGUUUUUAGGUUUGUCUGUCUGCGCAUUUAGUUCGAUCAAGGUAGAGACUGAGAACUUUUUAGUUUUCAAAGCAAGACGUAGGCAGGGACGAUUGUUGUGCCAACGACCGCAUGGAUGUAGAACCUUACGCACCCUAGACUGGGCACACACUCCAGACUGAGCCAGUAGUGAGACGAGUCACUCUUCAAGUGGUCGGACACACUGGUUCCUGAUCACUCAACAUACCCAAGUCUUGUUAUUGAAGGCUCAUACCAGGUUGACACCAGAAGGCGGUGCUUAGAGUGAACCAAGGUCCUUUCAUGCCUCAAUUCUGGCAAAUCCACCAAUAUGGAGACACAAACCCACCUUGGAACCAACCACUAGCUAGUUGAGCCCACCCUGUGUAUACCCCCACCAGCUUUGUUAAAAAUUAAGGCUUCACUACACAUCUUAAAAGAUUAAAAACUACCCAGCAGUCAACUGCAGAAGUGGGCUGUUGUCGAAUCUUUUCAGUGAUUUCUCAAAAUGUGAGUGUAAAUGCUAACUUUUAAGAUGUGUAAUGUAACGUUAGCAUUUAUUUCCACGUUGGGAAGACUAUGUCUCCCGGCUGGCCUGGGAACACCUCGGGAUCCCCCGGCAGGAGCUGGACGAAGUGGCUGGGGAGUGGGAAGUCUGGGCUUUUCUGCUAAGGCUGCUGCCCCCGUGACUCGGAUAAGCAGGAAAAAAUGGAUGUAAGUUAGCAUUUAGCUAACAUAGCUAUGCUACUGUUGCUAACUUUUGUGUCCUCCUGUCCCGCUCCCUAAAGUCACGUUGUAUGUGACAAACGACAUCUGUUGUGUUGGACAAGUGCAAAGUUAGCGUUUAUUCAUAAAAAGCAGGUAAAGAUCGUCUGGAGCGUGGACUAACACAGCUCGUUAGCAUUAAAGCUACGGACACACACGACACGGUGUGUUUGCAGGACUUUAAACUCUCGAAAUUCCAGCGUCAAAGCUAGCCAAUACACAUUUCCAUUUCAAGCAUAAAUAAAAAUACAGCUUCACCACUUUAGUCACAAUUUUUGCACUUAAGAAACUUCUCCUUGACUUUAGCUCCAGACGUCUUCUGUUUGAUAUUGUCAUUACUCCCACAAGUGGUGGAAAAGUGUAUUACAACUGUAUACCAAUACGACCCAUAGGGACCCCAGCUAAGAAACCGAUUUUUGGUGCCCCUUCAGUGCUUGCGCGCUGUCAUACCAUGGGCCCUGGCCCUGUGGUUAAGAACGCAUUUAACGCCUGUUUUGAGCACUAGGGGUGCAAAGGGCUAGAAUAGGAUGGCGCUAGGAAAGGAGGACAAAAUACUGUACGUAAGUUUGCCGACAAACUUGAGUAUGUAAACCAGGAGACCCGGGGAGGGUGGGUGUGUAAACCAUGAGACCCGGUGAGGUUGGGUACGUAAACCAGGAGACCCAGGGAAGGUGGGUACGUAAACCAGGAGACCCAGAAAGUGUGGUAAUGUAAGCCAGGAGACCUGGAGAGGGUGGAUACAUAAACCAGGAGACCUGGUGAAAUUGGGUACAUAAACCAGGAGACCCGGGGAGGUUGGGUACGUAAACCAGGAGACCCGGAGAGGGUGGGUAUGUAAACUGGGAGACCCAGGGAGGGUGGGUACGUAAACCAGUAGACCCUGGGUGGACGGGUACGUAAAUCAGGAGACCCGGGGAGGAUGGGUACGUAAACCAGGAGACCCGGGGUGGAUGGGUACGUUAAUCAGGAGACCCGGGGAGGAUGGGUAUGUAAACCAGGAUACACGGGGAGGGUGGGUACGUAAACCAGGAGACCCGGGGAGGAUGUGUAUGUAAACCAGGAGACCCGGGAAGGUAUGUAAACCAGGAGACCCGGGGAGGGUGGUUACGUAAACCAGGAGAACCGGGGAGGGUGGGUAUGUAAACCAGGAGACCCGGGGUGGGUGGGUACGUAAACCAGGAGACCCGGGAAGGGUGGGUAUGUAAACCAGGAGACCCGGGGUGUAUGGGUACGUAAACCAGGAGACCCGGGAAGGGUGGGUAUGUAAACCAGGAGACCUGGGGAGGGUGGGCUCUGUGACUGGCCAAAGGUUGGUGCAGGUUUCAAGUGCCGAAGGGCUGAGUUGGGUCUUUGUGUUAAGUUGUCAGCAAUCAUCAGACAUGUAGCCAAAUCUUCUAUGAAACACACAACGUGACCACAUUCAGGACUUUGUGGAACAGCAACAACUCACUGAUGCAAGCCUUUCAAAAUAAAAGUGUUGCCCAGUUUAAAGUGAGUCAGGUUCACUAACUGGAGACGUUCAAAACAAGAGCUUUCAUUUUAGCGUUUACCAAUCGGGGUAAAUGAAAUCCUCUUUGGUAAAGGCGGUGAAGAUGAGAACUACCCAGGGACUAACCAAGCUGUGGAACGUAGCAUGCCUCGCAGCUUCUCCCCGUCGUCAUGGAAACGCUGUCCCAUCAUCCAAGCCAAAGAGCAGACUAGAUGCUAACCUUCAUCAAGAAGCAAAAGCCUUUUCCUCUCUUUCACGGCGGCCAUGUUGGCGCCGGACUCCAGGACGUCAGACUCACUUGUGAAUAUUCCAGUGCAUGUGUGUGUACACCAUCAUGUAAAUAUCAGCACGCUAUCUUCUUCUGUAUCGGUCUUUGUCUCCUCUCGUCUUUUUGGAAUAAUAAAACAGCUG